ACAUAUACAUACCUUGUCUUGCUCUGCUCUGAUGAGCAGCGACGGAGGAGGAUCUCGUCGCAUCAGAUGGCUGCUAGGUUUCGGCUUCUUCGUUCAAGGAUUCAGAGGCUUCCCAUGGCUCGGAGCCAAUUUCUUCCUCACCGACGAGCUCCGCGUCAAUCCUUCAGUGUUACAGCUUCUCCAGAACUCCGCUAAUCUCCCAAUGGUCGCUAAACCAAUAUACGGCGUCGUUUCGGACGCUGUCUACUUCUUUGGCCAGCACCGUGUCCCUUACAUCGCUUUUGGAGCGUUGCUACAAGCAGUCUCAUGGCUUGCGAUAGCUUUCUUGGCGAGAUCGAACGUGUCGAUAUUAGCUUUAUCGCUCUAUCUUCUCCUUAGUAACCUCGGCGCUUCGGUUGUAGAAGUAGCUAACGAUGCUAUCGUCGCCGAGGCCGGAAAGCGAAAGAGCGCUUCUUCGGGUGAGCUGCCUUCGUUCGUUUGGAUGGCUUCUUCUCUCGGUGGGAUCCUUGGGAACCUCUUAGGUGGAAUCGCUAUCAAAACGUUUUCCUCUCAGUCGACGUUUCUAGUGUUCGGCCUCUUAGCUCUUCUUCAGUUCUUGGUAACUUUAAACAUCAGAGAAAAAUCUCUAAACCUUCCGGAGAAUCAUUCUCCUUCUGGUGGUGGUGGUGGUAUCAAGAGCCAUGUCUCUGACCUUUCGCGCGUGCUGAGGAAGCCGGAGAUCUCUUACUCCAUAGCGUGGAUGGCGUUGUCCACCGCUCUGGUUCCUGUUCUUACAGGGACGAUGUUCUUUUACCAGACGAAGAUCUUGAACAUGGACGCGUCAUUGUUAGGAAUAUCCAAGGUUGUUGGUCAGGUUGCGAUGCUUCUUUGGGGAGUUGCUUACAACCGUUGGCUUAAAACGACUUCUCCCAGGAAGCUGAUCGCAGCCAUUCAGGGAACUAUAGCUGUCUUCGUGGUGUCGGACCUAUUGUUCGUGAGAGGAGUGUACAGAGACUUGGGAGUGGCGGACUCUGUCUACGUGCUCUUCGUUUCGGGGAUAUUGGAGACUUUGUUUUAUUUCAAGAACCUGCCGUUCACGGUGUUGAUGACGAGGCUGUGUCCUCGCGGGUGCGAAGGGUCUCUCAUGGCGUUUGUCAUGUCGGCCAUUGCGCUCGCGUUUAUAGUCAGCGGGUAUCUUGGGAUCGUUCUCGCGUCGUUUGUGGAAGUGACGGUUGAUGAUCACUCGGGGUUUGCUGGUGGAUUGGCGGUAGAAGCGGUCUGCGUUGUGGUUCCGCUGGUGUUCACCUCGUGGAUAUACGAUGAGGAGGAGAAGAGUAAAAAGGAAGAAUGAGUUAAUUUAAAAACUUUUAUUUGUAUAUGUUUGUGACAUUUCUUAGUUUCUCAUGGCCGGUGGUGUGUUCUUUGAUUUCGCUUCACUUUAGAACCAGACCGACCCGGUUCAAUUUCUACCAUAAACUGGUUAAA
Molecule: messenger RNA, 1464 nt
Organism: Brassica oleracea var. oleracea
Lineage: Eukaryota; Viridiplantae; Streptophyta; Magnoliopsida; Brassicales; Brassicaceae
Product: probable folate-biopterin transporter 7
Exons: 3
Coding region: 32-1330 (432 amino acids)
Source: RefSeq, a predicted model, not a curated record